Messenger RNA from Tuber melanosporum (Perigord truffle), 1030 nucleotides. RefSeq lists its product as uncharacterized. The transcript has 2 exons. Bases 54 to 926 code for a protein of 290 amino acids. NCBI's taxonomy places the organism in Eukaryota, Fungi, Ascomycota, Pezizomycetes, Pezizales, Tuberaceae. The record is from RefSeq and is a predicted model, not a curated record.
AUCCAGUUGAACGAACCGAAGAGAUACAACAGCUUGAACAAAUCACCGUCGGCAUGAAUGGGAACACAUACCCCCCCGAACUUGAAUUCUUGGAUGUACCCUCACGCGAAGACUCGGUCUUACCCGUACCGAACGGAGACAGCAGUUGCGAUGCGCCGGGCUCUGGCGGUGCCAAUCUCUCACGGAUCACGACGGGGAAGAGCGGGAGAGUCAUAGAAAGGCUCAUGAGCGAUGUCGACAGGUUAAAACGAGAACUCAAAGUCGAAACCACAGCCCGCGAAGAAGAACGAAAAGCCAAGGAAGCGAUAAAGUCCUCCCGUGACUCACUACAGAGCACGAACGACAACCUGAUACACCAAACAAACAUUGACAAAGCCUCCCUUGCCCGGAAGGACCGAAAAAUCGAAGAGUUGAAAGCUGAGCGGGAAGCCGAGCGAGCGAGAAGACUAGAGUCAGACUCGAGCCUGAACGAGCACAUCCGACAGAGCAACGAGCAGUUACAAGAGCUGAAAACCCAACUCAGCCACGAAGUCGUCGAACGAAAACGCGCUUCGAACCAGUACGAAGUGCUCCUCCAGAGCUGGAAACACCUCGACGAAGGCUACACGGGACGGGUGGACAAGCUCCGGGAGGAAUUGGAAGAGCUGCAGAAGGGCCGGCUGAAGGACAGGGAACUGUUCAGGAGGCUGGAGGUCACGAUUGAGCAGCAGCAGCAGGAAUUGGAAAAAUUGAGAUUCGCCAAGAAUAGGAUCUCGGAUAAGUACCUCAAGGUCAUACACGAGGCCGAGGGCGAGAUUGAGGACAUCAGGACUUUGGCGAAGGUCGCUGAGAAGGAGACCGCCGAGACGCUUACCGAGGCGAAGGAUACGCUGGGUCAGUUACGGCAUGUCCUUAAUGUACAGAGGGACUUGAGGAAGGAUAAGUAAGGAGAACUUGUGCUGGAAUUGGAAUUGGAAUCGGAAAUGGAACGAAACAAAACGUUGUCGAUUUGGCGUAUAGCGGGCAGGCGAUGGGUAAUGGGUUAGGAGUA